CCGCGCUGCGGCCGCUCCCCUCCGGACCGCUGCGGGCACCACAGCAGCGACCGGGGCUGCCCGGCGGGAGGUGGGGUGGGCUCCCUGUGCAAAGCGCUGGCUGGAACGUGAAGGCAGACAGUCUCUCCUAUCCGCACCUUUCCCUCGCCAUCACGGGGCGAAGGGGAUUGAGUCCGGGGCGGGGCGGAGGCGGUGCCUCCCGCUCCACACCUCAGGAACUCUGGUGACAGCCCGCACCGGGCGGGGAGGCGGCGCCUUCUCGGUAAUGGCGGCACGGAGCGCGGCGUGAGGGUCCCGCAGAUUCGCCACUACCGCUUCCGGCCUCCACCGAGCACGGCGCGGUGCGGAGAAGGGCUCAGCCCGGCCCAGCGGGGGCUCCGGAACGAGCGGGGGAGGCCAAACCGCCUCCGCCUUCAAAAAGAGACUCCAGCAGCGGCGGCGUGUCGAAAGUGCGGAGCGCAGCGCGCAGGCGCUGUCCUCGCCGCCGCCCCGGCCUGGUGAGGAACAAAGGGAGCGCGGCCGGAGCGGAAGUACAAAUAUAAUGUCAGGUGGCUGAAAAUUUGCCUAUCAAAAUGUCAAAAAGGCCAUCUUAUGCCCCACCUCCUACCCCAGCUCCUGCAACCCAAAUGCCCAGCACACCAGGGUUUGUGGGAUACAAUCCAUACAGCCAUCUGGCCUACAACAACUACAGGCUGGGAGGGAACCCGGGCACCAACAGCCGGGUCACGGCUUCCUCUGGUAUUACCAUUCCAAAGCCCCCCAAACCCCCAGACAAGCCCCUGAUGCCCUACAUGAGGUACAGCCGGAAGGUCUGGGACCAAGUGAAGGCGUCCAAUCCCGAUUUGAAGUUAUGGGAAAUUGGCAAGAUUAUUGGAGGAAUGUGGCGAGAUCUCACUGAUGAAGAGAAGCAAGAGUAUUUGAAUGAAUAUGAAGCUGAAAAGAUAGAGUACAAUGAGUCCAUGAAGGCCUACCACAACUCUCCUGCAUACCUGGCCUACAUCAACGCCAAGAGCCGUGCAGAGGCUGCGCUGGAAGAGGAGAGCCGCCAGAGGCAGUCACGCAUGGAGAAGGGGGAGCCCUACAUGAGCAUCCAGCCUGCAGAGGAUCCUGAUGACUAUGACGAUGGGUUUUCCAUGAAGCACACGGCCACAGCUCGUUUCCAGAGGAACCAUCGUCUCAUCAGUGAGAUCCUGAGCGAAAGCGUGGUUCCCGAUGUCCGCUCUGUGGUCACCACAGCUAGAAUGCAAGUUCUGAAACGCCAGGUUCAGUCUUUAAUGGUUCAUCAGCGUAAACUGGAAGCUGAGCUUCUGCAAAUUGAAGAGCGUCACCAGGAAAAGAAGAGGAAGUUUCUGGAAAGCACAGAAUCCUUUAACAACGAGCUCAAAAGGUUAUGCAGUUUGAAGGUGGAAGUGGAUAUGGAAAAAAUUGCUGCUGAAAUUGCUCAGGCGGAGGAACAGGCUCGCAAGAGGCAGGAGGAAAGGGAAAAAGAAGCAGCUGAGCAGGCAGAACGCAGCCAAAACAACAUCGCAGCUGAGGAAGAACAGGCAGCUAACAAGGCAGAGGAGAAGAAAGAAGAGGAGAGUGCUCCAAUGGAGACAGAAGAGCCUCACCCAGAAGAGAGCACAGAAACCCAGCAGAACGGAGAAGAAGGAACAUCCACCCCAGAUGACAAGGAGAGUGGCCAAGAAGGGGGCGACAGCACCGCAGAGGAGGGAACCAGUGACAGCAACACUGGUUCUGAGAGCAACAGCGCGACAGUGGAGGAGCCUCCUGCGGACCCCAGCGCCGAGGACAGCGAGAAGAAAGAAUAAAUAUUGACUCACUUCAUGUGUCUCUUUAAGGAAGUUCUAGUUUGGUUUCAACAUGUGCUACGUGGCUUUUGUAUCUUCCCUGCCUGUAUCCCUUGUUCCCAAAGGAUACUGGGCUUCAGUAACACAUCACAUUACCAGCAAAGUGACGUCGAGGGGCCUUCAGCACAGGGUGGCUUAAAGCAGACAGAAAACCUAUUAAAAAUACAGAGAGGUCCUUCCUAUUGCUUGGGAUUUCUCCCCUUGAAGGACAGGUCUGGUUUUGGUUUUUACAUUACAAAUCAGCCCUUCUACUGUUCUACUUACAUGACCGCGGUGAGGAGGCCUUUCUCAAAGGCCCUUUUUGGCUGUUUGUGGCUGAAAUGUGAUGCUGAUGGGCCUCCCCUCUCUCUGGGCCCCUCCUGAGGAGCUUGGCUCUGUCCUGAUACAUCAGCUUACUGCACCACGACCCGGAGCAUGUCCUCGAUCUCACAAAACCAACCCCCCAGCAGCCCCACUGCUUCGUUCUGGCCAGCCAGGACCCAGCUCUUUAGAGAAUGCUUUUGCUACUCGUGAGUGCUCCUAAGUCAGGCCAAUGGGCCCUGUCUUGGGGGGGGUUUUGGUGCAAGAGAAGCUGUUCUAUAGCGACAGAAUCUUGCUCACGUUCUACAUUUCAGGAACAUUUCAGGAACAUUUCAGGAGAUCCGCUUCCAAAGGACUGAGCCUAACUGUCCUCUUGCAGUAGAUGAUGUAACCUGGAGGGGGGGGGAGGUUUCUAAUCAGAGCAACAGCCUUUGCUUUUCUGUACCAAUGAACUCCUUUAUUUCCUACUAAGAGAUCCUGGUGUGACCUCAGCCAGAGAUGCAGGAAAGUCCAAAGCAGGAGUGCACUGAAACACAUCCAUGUUCGCUGAGCAGGCUCAAUACAGCACAAAUGGUGAAGAAUGGUGGGUUUGCUUGUCAGAACCACUGGGACCUCAAGAGAUAUACCAAAACCAGCCCUUUUUGUCCCAUGUAAGCUGAAGCCCUUCUGAAAAUAACACCCUGAGUUGCAGUAACAGACACAAGCCACUUCCUGUACAAGCAAGAGAACACAUGAUGCAUUGAGGUCAAUAAGCUGGUAUGUUUUUAGGGAAUAGUGGGUCUAGGGGGUGGUAAUGGUUUGUAAAUCCUUUUGCUCUUUUUUUUAAAUGGUCUAAAAAUAAAAUCCAACAAGUUUGGUUUUUUUAAACUUA
Molecule: messenger RNA, 3021 nt
Organism: Strigops habroptila (Kakapo)
Lineage: Eukaryota; Metazoa; Chordata; Aves; Psittaciformes; Psittacidae
Gene: SMARCE1
Product: SWI/SNF related, matrix associated, actin dependent regulator of chromatin, subfamily e, member 1
Exons: 11
Coding region: 573-1811 (412 amino acids)
Biological process (GO): negative regulation of DNA-templated transcription
Cellular component (GO): SWI/SNF complex
Molecular function (GO): nucleosomal DNA binding; nuclear receptor binding
Source: RefSeq, a predicted model, not a curated record